ACACAGUCCCAGACAAGGCUGAUCCUUUUCCAGGGAGUUAGGAAUGAAAAGUUCACAGCAAAGAUGUCUGCUUUAGAUUUACUGAACAUAAAGUUUGCCAUAUCCUUAGAGGGAGGUAACUCCCCUCAACAAAAACACUCUUGAGUAGUCAGUCAGCUGGAGCCUAACCUGAGGCUCCACACAGAAAUCCAGCCAAAACAUGUGCGCGCGCGUGCGUGUGCGUGUGUGUGUGUGUGUGUGUAGGGCAGGGAAGUGACCAGGCAAUUUCACAUCAGAAAACUGUGCGAACCAGAGGACACAAACUAAGAAAGUGAGCUACCCAACCUGAGAGCCCAUCCCAGGGCUCAGAUGGCGGAAGGAGAGAACCCACUCCUGCAAGUUCUCCACAGUGCGUGCCCAACCCUACACAAAAUUUAUUACAUUUAUUUAAAUGUGAUUUUAAAAAGAAGUAGAGGAAUUGGUCAUUUGAAAGUAGCCUGAGGGUGGAGAGAACACGAUAGACAAGAGCCACAACUCUGGAAAAAAUCCAACCUAUUCCUUACCAUCCCAAAAUACAUCUUAAAACUUCCACACUCGGAGGCCAGACCCUGGUGCCCUGUGUGACUGGGGAGGGGGAAGCGGAUAGCCAGGGCUUCUCAGCAAGGAGCAGGGAGGAAAUGGAUCAAAGGUGCUGUCAGAUCCGCCCGUCUGUCUUCCCCUCCUGCAACACAAAUGCGUGCUCAUCCCCGGUCCUCCGCCCCGGCUGCCUCUGCCUGCGGGGCCAGUCGCUGAUGCAAUCCGCAGCAGAGCGCGCCCAGCUCUCCAUCUUCCGUGCUCAGAGACCCCGAGCGCCACGUGUCGCCGCGCCGCAGCGGGAGGAGACGCAGACCUGCACCCAGGAGCUGGAGGCACCACACGGCCACGAGCAAUGAAGGACUGCAGUAAUGGAUGCCCGGCGCCCUUUGCUGGAGAAAGAGGAUCAGAAGUGGCCGAGACUUUCAGGGCCAAAGACCUCAUCAUCACACCAGCCACCGUGUUAAAGGAAAAGCCAGACCCCGACUCGCUGGUGUUUGGAACUGUGUUUACCGAUCACAUGCUGACGGUGGAGUGGUCCUCGGCGUCAGGAUGGGAGAAACCUCACAUUAAGCCCUUUGAGAACUUGUCUCUACAUCCCGCCGCCUCCGCUUUGCACUACGGUGUGGAACUCUUUGAAGGCUUGAAGGCUUUUCGGGGAGUUGAUAACAAGAUCCGGUUGUUUCGACCAGACCUCAACAUGAAGAGAAUGUACCGAUCUGCCGUGAGGACCACUUUGCCGGUGUUUGACGAGGAGGAGCUUCUAGAAUGCAUUCUGCAGCUCAUACAGGUAGACCAAGAGUGGGUCCCCUACUCCACCUCUGCCAGUCUCUACGUCCGCCCCACGUUUAUCGGAACCGAGCCGUCUCUUGGAGUCAAGAAGCCAUCCAAAGCCCAGCUCUUUGUGAUCCUGAGCCCCGUGGGAUCUUAUUUUUCUGGUGGAACAUUCAAUCCAGUGUCACUGUGGGCCAAUCCAAAAUAUGUCAGAGCCUGGAAAGGUGGAACUGGGGACUGCAAGAUGGGCGGCAAUUACGGUGCAUCCCUUUUGGCGCAGUGUGAAGCAGCGGAGAAUGGUUGUCAGCAGGUCCUCUGGCUGUAUGGCAAGGAUGACCAGAUAACCGAAGUGGGCACCAUGAAUCUGUUCCUCUACUGGAUAAACGAAGAUGGAGAAGAAGAGCUGGCGACGCCUCCGCUAGAUGGCAUCAUCCUCCCAGGUGUGACGAGACAGAGCAUCAUCGAGCUGGCGCGGCAGUGGGGUGAGUUUAAGGUGUGCGAGAGGUACCUCACCAUGGAUGACCUGACCACCGCCCUGGAGGGGAACAGAGUGAAGGAGAUGUUCGGCUCAGGGACGGCCGGCAUUGUCUGUCCAGUCUCAGGAGUUCUGUACAAAGGCCAGAUGCUGCACAUCCCAACCAUGGAGAAUGGGCCCAAGCUUGCAAGCCGCAUCCUGGAAAAGUUGACCGAUAUCCAGUACGGAAGGGAGGAGAGUGACUGGACAAUCGUGUUACCCUGAUGGAAAAUCUCAGUGGGUCGGUGGUGUGCCACAGAAGACAGACCUCUGCCCCGAACCAUGACCGCCUGUUUAGUUUUCUAUGUUAGAGUUGCAGUGUUCAUGUGUUACCAAGUUGAGGUUUUCCCUCGAGCCACAGGAAAUUGUCGGUACCAGAUAUCACCCGUAAACGCGGUAGUGACUGGUUACUGUCGCUUUCUCUACCGGAGCUUUCUCUGAGAAGAUAUCGAUGCCUCCCUUUGUCCUGCACAAGAUCCAAAUGUCUGUUUGUUAGCAGAAGGUAGCGUUCCCCCAACCAAUGAGACGUCUGUAUGUGCGGAAGGAUGGCUGAGGACAUUUCAUAGGUGGUGUCCCUGUGGCUCGUGGGUAGCCUUGGGAACACUCAGAGCAGGGCUUUUUGUUAUUGUUGCCGGUGAGUUUUUUUUUGGGUUUUGGUUGGGAGUUGAACUCUCUAGGUAGCCCUGGCUUGCCUGGUGCUCCCUGAUGUCUGCCCAGGCUGGUCUCAGACUCAACACAGUCCUCCUGCCUCCGCCUUCUAAAGCCGGGUGACGGCUGGGCACGGUCAUGUCUUGAUUUGUUUUUUUGUCUUUGAGUCAAAAAUGCAGUCACCUGGAUUUCUUCCCUCCAUGCUUUUGUAGGUCCUUAAGUCCAAGCUAAGGAGGAACUGUCCCUCCCUGGUAUCAGGGUCUGCCACAGUUUUACCUGGGGGUCUCUGAGGUUCAAGCUCAUUGCCCCCACUGCCUUUUGUAUUAGAACUGCCUGCUCACCAUGCUGCUAUGGACUAGGGACCCUAUGCCUUCUAGAUGGUUGUAUCCUCAAAGCCCAGCACAUGGUAGGUGUUUGGUACGUAUUUACUAUAAAAACAAACACUGAAGUGUGCUUCCUGUCUCUGUGCUGGACCGCUUUCGGAAGCCAUGCCCGAUUUUGGAAGCACACCGCAGCAUCACCUCACACUGUCUUUCUUGUCCACUGACUCCUACAUCAUGGUUGGUUGGGAGAAUGAUGUUACAUUUUAAGGUUAUCUUGGAGCUGAAGUGAUUGCCCCGGACAGAAUUCAUGAUAAAGUGCCAACCACAUGGAAAUGACAAUGCUGUACUUUGAGUAUUAUAUGCCAAACAAAAGGGUAGAUAGGGAGACGCUCUGGGUUUUGAUCUUCAUCCACAUUUUGUGCCAUUCUCUUGGGUGAGCAUUGAUGAGCCACCUGGCUGGGAAACAGAACAAUUCCAGACAGUGUUUCCCGUGUUUAGGGACUGUGAGUGGAAAGGUCUUUCAUUUCCCGGUUUAUCCAGGAGAGAGUCGUGUCUGCUCUUUAGCCUUUGCAUUCAGAGUCAGGAGCCCAAGUCUAGUGGUGUCCAGAUGUGCUCCCACAGAUGUCUGGGCAGCCAGAGCUACACACAGGAAGCCUGAGUUACACAGGCCCAGGAUUUGUGCUCCUUUGCUACCGCGCCCGGUGAUGUUGGUGCGGAGAGCAAAUAAGAACGGCAAGCUUUGACAUCGGAGAUUGUGGGAGGGAACAGCGUCAGCUGAGCAACAGUGUCUCAGCGUCAGCACAGGGGCCACAUCACUGCAAGGCCCAGCUUCUUUCUUAAGCAGACAGAAAGAAAGAGGCAUUGUGAGCAAGGCUCGGCUUUCAGGGAACACGGUCAGAAGGUCUUGAAGGGACUUAAGGGGACGGUAGUGUAAAGGUGGUGACAUGGCGACACUGGGUGAAGGGUUUGUAGAAGCACAGUUACGCACUCAGAGAUGGCCUUGUGCCGCAGCCAUCUUGAGUGUGGCACUCUAUGUUUGUGUUAAGGACCCGAGGUGGUUGUAUUCUGCAACAGAUAAAUUCUUCAUUGUUGGCAGGCUCUUCAGAUCUGUGAUUAUGCACACUUUGCUGCUGUCAAUAAAACAACUGAAAAGCA
Alexandromys fortis (reed vole) is the source of this 3966-nucleotide messenger RNA. RefSeq names its product branched chain amino acid transaminase 1 (gene Bcat1). Gene Ontology annotation, molecular function: branched-chain-amino-acid:2-oxoglutarate transaminase activity. Gene Ontology annotation, biological process: L-leucine biosynthetic process; L-valine biosynthetic process. The record is from RefSeq and is a predicted model, not a curated record. The transcript is spliced from 11 exons. NCBI's taxonomy places the organism in Eukaryota, Metazoa, Chordata, Mammalia, Rodentia, Cricetidae. The coding region runs from base 908 to 2065 and encodes 385 amino acids. Gene Ontology annotation, cellular component: mitochondrion.